Molecule: messenger RNA, 1080 nt
Organism: Diaporthe amygdali
Lineage: Eukaryota; Fungi; Ascomycota; Sordariomycetes; Diaporthales; Diaporthaceae
Exons: 3
Coding region: 1-1080 (359 amino acids)
Source: RefSeq, a predicted model, not a curated record
AUGGCGCAACCACAUCCCACCCUCAUCAACAUCCCCCAGCCUCCCUCCAACCCGGACACUCCGUCAGAGAUGCCCGGCACUCCCACCUCGACAACAACCUCCCUCUCUGCUCUAUCCACUACCGCUAUUAAAGACGGCCACCGUGGUCACGCUACUGCGACAACACACCACCCCGGCCACCAGCAGCAUGCCUCCCAAGGCAGCCUCGAAGCCGAGCGCGCCGACAGGAUCUCGCGCCUUGCAGGUCUCUCCAACGUCAACCAGCUGCGCUCCCCUCCCAGCGCUGGCUCCGCGGCUCCUGCUCGCAACAGCAAUAGUCCCCAGACGACUCCCACUUCUGCCGUCUUCCCACAAUCCGCCCACAGACCCAUCGCGCCCCUGAUCCAAGGCGCCCCGGCAUACUUCGACUCCAAUGGACAGCCCGUCGCUGACAUCGACAUGAUGAGCACGGAUACCAACUUCGCGCGCGACACAGAGGUCGACUCAGCUAGUGGCUACGUGGGCACAGGACAUGCAGAAAUGGACGUCGACGAGGACUUGACCAGCCGUAGCGUUGGCCAGGGCGAACAAGAAGAUAACAUGAGCGACGACGGCUCAGCCAGCCUGGUCGGCUUCGGUGAGGGCGCGAACAGCACCAUAUCCGGGCCCAUCUACGUGCGACGACCCCUGCCCGGAAUGGAGGGCCUGCAGAGAAGCAGCUCCGGCUUGAGCGAAGGCGCAGUACUGGCGGCUCGGCGGGAGAGGCUGGAACGCGAGGAUCCCACCGCAGAGAGGAGGGACGCGCGUUUCAUCGAUGGUGUGGCGUCCGAAGCCACCCCCGGCGCUACGGCGGACGAGGACGCGUUCGUGGACACGACCAACACUGGCCCUGUUCCCGUUUCUGGCCCAGGUUACACAAGCUCCCUGCGUGAGACUCAACAUGGCGCACAUACCCGACACCACCUACAUCACCAGCAGGCGCCUACUGCCCGCGAGGCUGCGGAGAGGGCGAUGCGCGAGCGCGGGCUGGACCCUAACCGAGCUGGAGGGUCUGCCCAGAGCAGCCCCGGAAAGCGCCUGACCUUUGAGGAUCAGAAGUGA